CCCUCAUUUUCUGAAACGCAGAGAAUCCAAGCCUGCUCUCUCUCUCUCCCCUCUCUCAAUCGAUAAUGGAUGCAAAGAUCCAUUGAUCUACGCUAUCAAUGUUGUAGCGAAGUUCGUGGCUAGAUUACAGGAGCAGAGUUUUAUCAGCUCGGGAUUCUGUCAACAGAUACUAAUUUGCUUUCCUUAAUUAUUUUGUUUGUAAAUCAAUUUUUUUUUUCCUGGGGCGUCAAAUGGCUUCGAGUUUUGAUCGGUGGGAGAAGGACCCUUUCUUCUCUGCGGCGGAGGAAGUUCAAGAAUCUGCCGACAGGUUAGAAUCAACGUAUAGAACAUGGAUUCAUGCGAAGAAAAACGCUUCUGGUAUGUGGGAUUUUGAAGAACUACGCAGGGAUCUUCAAACUGCCCUUGGCACCACCAAAUGGCAGUUGGAGGAGUUUGAACGUGCUGUCAGGUCAAGUCAUUCUAAUAAUUCCAACGAUGAUGCAAGGGACAGACACCAUGAAUUCGUUGUUGUUAUUGAGGACCAAAUUUCAAGAAUUCAAGACUCUUUACAGGAAUCAGCUAUUUCAGAGGGAAAGCCUCCAGUGCCUUGGGUGCAUUUAGAUGAAGGUGAGUCCAAUGAGUUAGCAUUGUUCUUGUCGGGUCCGGCAACAUCUGGAGGCAGCUCUUAUGUUAAAGUUCAAGGAAGAAACAAUGAAUUCCCAAAAAAUACAGUCAAGGAACUGGCACCUGAUUUUUCAAAGAACUCAAGCCUUUCAACUGAGUCUCAUGGGCAUCGUCGAACUGCUAGUGCUAGUGCUUAUAUUGGUGCUUGGGAGAUUGCAAUAAGUGAUGAUGCUCAUCCCCCGAAUUUGCCUAAUGGUCAGCCCCCGGUACCCCCACGAAAGAUACCCAGUUUAUCUGGAUUUUUAAGUACCAUGGAAUCUGCAUCAAACUGGCCGAAGAACGGUGUUAGGAAGUGGAAGGCUGUGGAUCGUCAUGAAGGAGCGGAUACAGCACUUUUGCCAUCUUUGCAGUUGACCAAGGGUAUCAAUGCAUGUUAUGAAAAAAGUAAGAGUUGCAUUGAUAGUUGUGAUGAUUAUUAUGAUAAGCAAUUUCAUGGCUGGUAUGGAGCUAUACAAAGACAGCUUCAACGAUCUCAAUAUCAGAUGCAAUAUAGUCGGCCAGUGCAAGUGGGUCUUUGGAUUGUACUUUUUCUUUGUUUGAUUGGGAAGUAAGGGGAAUAAAGUUAUCAUGUCCUGAAGUUUAUGUUGGAAGGGCAAGGGAUUGGAGAUGAUCCCUUCCCUGCCAUUCUCCUUCUUUUGCUUCAAAAUUGUCCGUCCCAAUUUGGUGGGGAAAUGGAGGUUUUAAUUGCCCGCGCAACCUAGAAGAAACUGUUGAAUCUUCAUCCAGCUCUUCCGCACAUGGCGUCUAGGAUCCAUGAGAACAUGGAUUUCUUCCUGUUGACUUGUUGGAUGUUGCUGGAGGUACGUUUGGACAACAUAUGAUCUCCUUCCUCUUCUUGUAUUCACCUUACCCAUCCAGUUUUGAUAAUGAAGGGGGUGAUAUUGUUGUAUUAUUAGAAGAGAUGAGGAAUAACAGAUUAAAAGUGUUUUGAGAAUUGUUGCUUGUCCCAAUUGAUCCUGUAAUAUAUGUAGUUUUAGUUUUGAAUUCA
This is a messenger RNA of Tripterygium wilfordii, 1651 nucleotides long. RefSeq lists its product as uncharacterized. The transcript has 6 exons. The record is from RefSeq and is a predicted model, not a curated record. Gene Ontology annotation, biological process: Golgi vesicle transport. Bases 231 to 1214 code for a protein of 327 amino acids. Gene Ontology annotation, cellular component: membrane. Lineage: Eukaryota; Viridiplantae; Streptophyta; Magnoliopsida; Celastrales; Celastraceae.